UCCCAGGUUACAUGCAUGGCUUGCUGUAAUAUCUCAUCUAGACAUGAACCUUUCCUUGACCUGUCCCUGGAAUUCCCCAGGUGUUUCCAGUACACCAGCAGCCAGGUCAAGCGCAACAUGUGCCACGUCACAGGUAAAGUGCGACACUAUUUCAUUAACAAUGUAACAUGUCAUUGAGUCAGUAAGAAGACUUGAAUUGUAGAGUCUGUGAUGUAGAAAUGUCUAUUUAACACAUGACCCACUGCUUUUUUGAUCAAAGUAAUGUUUAUAAAAGGCUAUACUAAAAAUAGUGCUACUUAUAUAAACAAGUGUCUUGCUAACAAUAUUAUACUCUAAUUCCUUUACAAAUUUGACUUUUCUGUAGAGAAAUUAUUUAAGUAUAACAAAGGCAAUGGUAAAUGUUUUUGUCUUUUCUUUCCUUAGAAAUGCUGUCAACAUUCACUGAUGUAGAGGAA
Messenger RNA from Lymnaea stagnalis (great pond snail), 455 nucleotides. The record is from the annotation of a GenBank genome assembly. NCBI's taxonomy places the organism in Eukaryota, Metazoa, Mollusca, Gastropoda, Lymnaeidae.